CAAAAAACAGUUAGUCAGCGAUUGCUUGGACGAGUUCCAGAGUUACUAAGGAAAUUGCAAAACAGUGAUCCCCACAGCACGGCUUUAACUUUUCGACAGCUUCCAGGAACAGAAGCAGCAAUGACACCUUGGGAUGAUUACAAUCAACUAUUCAAACUUCACUGCAUCAGAAAAUUUCUACCACUGAUGUAAUGUUACUAUGGCCACUACACUGUUGACAAUCCUUUUAAUUGCAUGUGGUCAUGUCAUCUGUGAAAUCAGUGGAGAACAUUGUGACGACUAUGGGGUGGACUUCCAUCGCUUCUAUGUUGUUCAAGGAGAAGCUGCAGUGUUAAAAUGCACACUGCUAGAUCCCACAUUAAUGGAACCUGUAGGUAAUGAUACCUAUAAUAUCACUUGGUAUAAAAAGGAAACAGGGAAAGAAUUAUUUGGAGAUGGGGACACAAUACGUGCAGUUGAUGAGCUCCUUUGGUUUCUCCCGAUCUCCCUGAACGACACAGGGCACUAUGUGUGCGUUCUCAGAACUACUACUCUUUGCAUUAAGCAAGCUAUAUAUCUUGAAGUAAAAGAGAGAAAGAAGGACAGUUGCAUUCACACGUAUACAUAUUUGCAAAACCUACCAGCUUCAUCCAAUGAUAAUGUGGUUUGUCCAGAUGUGAAUGUCUUCAUGGAUAAAUCAGAGAGUCAUGAGUUUCUUUGGUACAAGGAUUGUGAGCUGAUAGAAAAUGGAAACAGAUAUGUAUACAACGACAACAAGCUAUUAAUCCGCACCGUGGGAUCUGAAGAUAAAGGAGAUUAUACCUGCAUGGUGACAUUUACUUUAAACAACACACAGUAUAAAGCAUCCAGAACUGUACUCAUUGAUGUAAAAGUAAAUGAUUGUCAUGUACCCCCUGCUGUUACUAAUCCUGUCAAUGAUACCAUUGAAGCUUGGCCUGGAUCCCCUUUCAACAUAGUCUGUGAAGUGUUCACAGGAUUUUAUGGAAAAAAUGAUCUUACUGAUGCAUGGUGGAGUGUAAAUGAUACAUUUAUCGUAAAUAGUAGUCGAAUUACAGUAGGAAACCAACAGGAAAUUCAGACAGAACGUGGCCAGGUGGUUGAAGUUCAGCUAUUUUUUACUGAAUUAAAGGAGGAGGAUUUUGGCACUAACUUCAGCUGCUUUGCUGUAAAUGGAAGAGGUGGUGCUGUUGCAUACUUCCUGCUGAAGCCUGCAGGUCCCAAUUUUGUGGUUUAUGUUGGAGUGACUUUUGCCAUACUCGCAAUACUCACCAUCAUAAGUCUGGCCACUUACAAGAUUUUCAAGAUUGAUAUUGUCCUCUGGUAUAGAAAAUCAAGUCAUCUUAUUACAAAAAAUCAAGAUUCAGAUGGAAAGGUUUACGACGCAUACAUUAUCUACCCAAGAAACCACGAGUCCAGUUCCUCAAAAGAUCCUGCCAUGUUUGCACUGCAGAUACUGCCAGAAGUCUUGGAGAAAAAGUGUGGAUACAAACUCUUCAUAUUGGGAAGGAAUGAGCUCCCUGGUGAAGCUUUUGCAGACAUUGUAAAUGAAAACAUGCAGAACAGCAGAAGACUGAUUAUAGUUUACACAUCCACAACGUUUGGACUGGAGGACUCGGACAUUCAGCUAGAACGACAGGCAGGAUUACAUGACGCCUUCAUUCACAACCAAAUCAAAGUCAUUUUAAUUGAGUUGGAGAAAGUCAAAGACUAUUCUGACUUUCCUGAAUCAAUUCGGUAUUUAAAAAACAAACAAGGAGCAAUAAGAUGGAAAGGAGAUUUCACAAAAAAAACUAUGUCUCCGUCCUCACGGUUUUGGAAGCAUGUUCGAUAUUACAUGCCAUUAAAGCGCCAGGCCUAUCAUGAAAAGAAUGUGCUGUUAGGCUUAUAACCUCCCAGACCUUGGAAACCUCUUUCAGGGCUCAUUCUCUGGUUAUGAGUGCAUUUUAAUGCCAUGCUUUUUUAUACUGUGAAUGUGAUUCAGAGCAAACAAACCUUUCUGCUCAUUCACACCUAUGAUAGACCUGGCUUUAGACCGGGAGGCAUCUAAUUCAUAUGUCGAGGCCAGUGAAAGACAACACACUACAUGCCGUACCUCUGACAAAAAUAAUGUAUGCUACAGUUUCAUGAAGCGUUCAUGUUGUCUUUCAUUGCAACCAGUACACACCUUGUAAUGAGGUUUUUAAAAAAGUUUAUUGUGUUAUUCCAUAGUAAAGGCAGCAUAAGGUUAAGAUAGUGAAGGAAUGAUGAAAUUGUCACACUAAAUUAAGGGGCUCGUUUACUUUUGUUAAGCUUUAUUCACAAAACUUUAAGAACUGCUUUAAAAGAAAUUUUUGGUUAAAACCUAUUCUUAAUAAUUAAAUCAAGUUUGCAUUCCUUCAAUUAUUGUGAAAAGGACCUGUUAGUUGUUAACUAGCUUGUUAACAGAUCAACAAAUAUGCAAUUUUUAUGAUUGCCGCUAUUGUAAAUUAUAUGGUUACAUUAUUAAGUAUUUACCUUUUUAUUGCAGCCAGGAUAAGCAAAAUUAUAUCCUGAAAAGUAAUGUUUUUUUUGUUUUUUUUUCAGUGUCGAAAUGCACGAGUACUUUUGCUUAAGUGUCACAAAAUGUUCAUUUACAAUAUGAAAUCUAGCACUAGAGAACUCUGUCUUGUUCACAUCCCUUAAAUGCCAUCUUUCCUGUCAUUAGUCAACCGUCUGCCUACUGACUGACAAUAUUGCUUUUCAGCUAGUAACCCCAAAGACACUACUGUGGUGGAAUGACUUAAGAAGUGAAACAUUAAAAGGCUACCUGUAAGUAAGGCAAGCAGACUUGAAACUCUCCUUAUCCUGUUGUAGUAGCUGAAAUCAUGGUUUUAAAAUUAAAAUACUUAUGUUGGUAUAAUUCAAGUAGCUUUAAAAACUUUGAGACCUACUGUAUAAAGCAAAUAGAAAUGCACAACGGGGAAUAUGUAUUAUGUAUUAUUUUUUAUUAUUUUGUGAAUUACAACCCAUUUAACAAAAAUGAACAUCAUUGGUAAGCUAGUUGUUUACAGCUAAUAAACAGAAAAAUGUCCCCAAAUUAAAGCAUAAUCGGUAAAACAUAGAUAAACUUGACUAAAACAAGAGAAAUCUAUAGUAAGCGAAAAGCAUGGGGAAUAGUGCAGUGCACAUUUACCACGAUUUAUAAGGAUGGAAUGUUUUUAGAAUAGUUUGCAAUAGAAAUUUAUGCUUCAGCUACAUAGAUCAGUACAAUAACUUGUGAAAACAAUAAUUUUAUACCAGUAUUAUAAAUGUUUUAAUUGUUUAAGAGAUUCCACAUGACAUUUUACAUUUUACAACAGUCGUCUAACCCAAUUUUAAAAUCAGCUCUGUUAUUCAGUUUGGACAAUUUAUGAGAUUUAGAAACAACUUAAUAGACAUGUACUGUAUAUAGUACUUUAUUUGGACUUACUGACGAUGCCAAAAAUAAGAUAGAGGUGAGGAGGAGGAUUUACUGUAAACUCAAAAAGUCACCCUCUUGUUUUUAAAUGACUACUAUGCUCUGAAUGGCUUCACUUUGUUUCUGGAUUAAUGGAAUGCAGUUUGGUCACUAUCACCAAUGAAGGAGACUAUUGUAGCUUUGCUUCCUGGAACAACUAAUUGUUAUUGUAAGGCUUUUAGAACAUGUCUAAUAGCAAAAUACAGAAUACCUAUUAAUUUGGGUUACUGUAGCUUACUGAAAAAUUGAUCAAGAAAUACACUGUUGUUAAAACCGAACACUUACACAGAAUGUAAUGUAAAGACUAACGUCUGUACCGCUGGUGCACUAUUAAAACCUCUGUUUGUAACCUACAGUACUGUAUGUUGCUACCUAUUACAAAACAACAUUGAAGCUUGCCUUAUACAGACUUGGUAACAUGUCUUUUGCAAAGUAUAGGUCAAAUGAAGACUAUAAAUACUACAGUGUGUACCGUGGGAUCCAGGUAUAUUUGCAACUUUCACACACACAUACCUUCUAUUUUAAGUGUUAAUUGAAUAAAAUACCUGCAUAGUGAUUUUGGCAAAUUGUGUGUGUCAUUGAAAUAAAUAAAAAAAAUA
This is a messenger RNA of Polyodon spathula (Mississippi paddlefish), 4053 nucleotides long. RefSeq names its product interleukin-1 receptor type 1-like. Lineage: Eukaryota; Metazoa; Chordata; Actinopteri; Acipenseriformes; Polyodontidae. The record is from RefSeq and is a predicted model, not a curated record. Gene Ontology annotation, molecular function: interleukin-1 receptor activity. Gene Ontology annotation, biological process: signal transduction.